Molecule: messenger RNA, 6178 nt
Organism: Bactrocera neohumeralis
Lineage: Eukaryota; Metazoa; Arthropoda; Insecta; Diptera; Tephritidae
Gene: DCX-EMAP
Product: echinoderm microtubule-associated protein-like CG42247
Exons: 12
Coding region: 1805-4267 (820 amino acids)
Biological process (GO): microtubule cytoskeleton organization; intracellular signal transduction
Cellular component (GO): mitotic spindle
Molecular function (GO): microtubule binding
Source: RefSeq, a predicted model, not a curated record
CGUUGUUGUUUUUCGAAAUCAUUUGCAAGCUUUUGCACAAAUCAUCUGAAUAGAAUCACACAAAUCGGAAUAGUUUAAAUAACCAAACGUUUGCUUAAGGGAGCUCAGUAUCGUUUCGUCAAACGACUUGACUUGUAUUCGAGAGUUAGUGCAGGCAAAACUUGAUUAAAAAAUGUCGUUCAUAAAGUUAUCCUUUGUGUUCAUGGUUUUUUUGUUUUCUUUUGGUGAUACAGCGACUGUUCCAACUCCACCAACUUUUCCAAUUCCUGGGCAUUGUUCGGUCAUUACGCCGCAAAUAAUCAAACUCUCGAUUUUCGAUUUGGAAGAUGUCCAAAUAAAAUCGGCUCUAUAUUUGAACGUCACUGAAUUCGAAAAUCAAACUGUCGGUCAAUUUCUCGAUUACUUGGAAAAUGUACAGCACAUCUCCUUGAGUUCCCAUACUGCAUCCGUAAGAUCUUUGAAUCCACCUAAAGACGUCUCGCCUUUCACCACUAUACCUCUAACGACACCAUUGUGUCAAGCAAUCGAUGUAUUGUAUGAUGUAUCGAACGCUGAUCGACUAUACACAUUAUUUGUAGGAGUGGAACGGACUCCACGACAAGCAUUAGUUAGAAGAUUUUCGAGAGGUCUUGUUAUCGACAAUCGCACGGGUCUCUUCAAGAUGGGCAACUUGUCGCCAGUCAUCUUCGACAAGACCUAUCAGCCAGUUGAAGAUCCUCCAACGCCAAGCGUCGUAAUCGAAAAGCACAUUAUCGAAACGGUUCAUACCAAAGAAUCGACUGCAUCCAUUCAAAAUGGAUUUUCCGCUGAAAUAUCAGCAUAUAUCAUAUCAGUGAAGGCGGAAUAUUCAAAAGAAAAAAGUUCCACGUCGAAAAAUUCAAUGAAAACACGCAAUGCAGUCGUCUCACUAUUAAACAAGAAAACAGGAUUGUAUGUGGACGAAAGAAAAAUAGAUGUGGACCCGUCAUUCGUCGAGGAACUUUAUUCCAUCGUUGACGACAAAAACUUAUCAUCGUACGAUCGUACGAAACUUGUCGUCAAGUUAUUGAACCGUUACGGAUGGUACGUAACGAAUCAAUUUACUCUUGGAGGACGACUGGACGUUGUCAAAUCAUUGCAUGAAUCAAGUGCCGCGAAUGAGGCAAAAGAACUGGCCGCUUUAGAAACAAAGUUGGGUGCGGCAUAUGGUGCAUUUGGUGCAAGUGUGGGCGCUACUUAUAAAAAAGGUUCGAGCUCUGUUGACACGACAUCGUAUUUUUCAUCUGAUGAACGUAUCACGUCAACGGUAGAUGGAGCGACAGACAUAGCGUCUUUCAUGAAAAAUGUGGAAAUCAAAGAAAAUUGGCGGAUCAUCGCAUUGGAUAAUACUGUACCGACCUGCAAAUUCUUAUUAAGAAAUCACAGUAAUUUGUUUGCUGAAAUUCGACGAUUGAUCAUAAGCAACGUUCAUCAUCAAUCCAUCAAGAACCUGCAACCCCAUAUAAAUAUGUUGCAAUUGGUGAAUGAUAUAUGGGACAAUUAUGUUAAGCCUUUCUGAGCGAAUCGGAUUGGGAAAAAAUUCAAUUAAGCGCAAUCCAACUUGUCUUAAAAUAUUUCAUAUCUUUAUUUUCAAUAAAAGAAUGCUCAGUUUAUAACUUUGUUUGCUUCUUUGUCUUUUGCUUUUUUUCAUAACCAGCAAUUCGAUUGAUCUUCUUUGAAAAACAUUUAUUAUAUACACAGAGGGAGGAGCUAUCGAGAGAAACCUAACCUGCCUACAUGACCGAGUGAGCAGUGAGCGCCGGCUAGUUACGGUAAAAAGAACGGCAUGUGGUACGCCUCGCCCGGUAAUCAGGGUUGGGGCUCGAAACCGGCCAGUCGUAAGCCAUCGAUUAUGGAGGCAGACUUGGGCACAUUAUCGACCACAUCGGGCUCGAUCAAACGCAGCGCCGGACGUGUUAUACGCAUCAUCAAUAAUUUGGAUCAUUCAGUGCAGUGUCGUGUGCUGUUGAAUUUGCGCACAUCGCAGCCAUUCGAAGAGGUCUUAGAAGAUUUGGGUCAAGUGUUGAAAAUAAAUGGCGCCAAGAAAAUGUACACGGGCACAGGACAAGAGGUACGCAGCUUUUCACAACUACGCAACGAGUUUGCCGAUGUUGACACAUUUUAUCUAGCAACUGGCACUGCCUUAAUUGCCGGUUCGCCUAUUAGGCGUUCACGUUCGCGCCCCUCCGUUGUCGCCGCAGCGCCCAUACUACCCACAGAAGAACUGCCUAAGGUUCCUUUACGCGGUGCACGUCCACGCAGUAAAAGUCGUCCACGCAUUCUCUAUGCGCCGGAGAGUGAGAUUUUACGUGCGAACGGUGAAUACAGCAUGUUGGACAUUAUGAAAGAGGAGCCCACCAAAGUGACUAUACGUGGCUUGCGGCGUACCUUCUAUCCACCAUUACAUCAUGCGCCCGCGGAUAAUACGCCGCCCGAUAAAAAAUUGCAGCUGCAGUGGGUUCACGGCUAUCGUGGUAUUGAUGCACGUCGUAAUCUCUGGGUUUUGCCAUCGGGUGAGCUAUUGUAUUACGUAGCUGCUGUGGCUGUACUGCUGGAUCGUGAGGAAGAUGCACAGCGACACUAUACUGGACACACGGAGGAUAUUAUGUGCAUGGACGUACAUCCAUCACGUGAGCUGGUGGCUUCGGGACAGAAAGCGGGACGCGAUCGUAAAUCACAGGCGCAUGUGCGCAUUUGGAGCACCGAAUCACUGCAGACACUUUAUGUUUUCGGCAUGGGCGAGUUGGAUAGCGGCGUCACAGCGGUGGCCUUUUCACAACUGAACGGUGGCAGCUAUAUAUUGGCUGUGGAUAGCGGGCGCGAAAGCAUACUUUCGGUUUGGCAGUGGCAAUGGGGUCAUCUGCUCGGCAAAGUUGCAACGCUGCAAGAAGGCCUCUCAGGCGCCGCCUUUCAUCCGCUGGACGAUAAUCUCAUUAUCACACAUGGGCGUGGUCAUCUGGCUUUUUGGCAUCGUCGCAAAGAUGGCUUUUUCGAACGCACCGAUAUUGUUAAGCAGCCAUCACGUUCGCAUGUCACCAGCGUGCAAUUCGAACCGGAUGGUGAUGUCAUCACUGCCGAUUCCGAUGGUUUCAUAACCAUUUAUUCGGUUGACUCGGAUGGCGCCUACUUUGUACGCACCGAAUUCGAGGCACACAACAAAGGUAUUGGUUGUCUGAUUAUGCUGGGCGAAGGUACGCUGCUGUCGGGCGGUGAGAAGGAUCGUAAAAUUGCCGCCUGGGACUCCUUACAAAAUUACAAAAAGAUUGCAGACACAAAACUUCCUGAAGCCGCUGGCGGCGUACGCACUAUUUAUCCACAACGUCCCGGACGCAAUGAUGGCAAUAUUUAUGUGGGCACCACACGUAAUAACAUUUUAGAGGGUUCACUGCAGCGUCGCUUUACACAAGUCGUUUUCGGCCAUGGUCGCCAAUUGUGGGGCUUGGCUGCACACCCCGAAGAUGAGGUGUUCGCCACUGCCGGCCAUGAUAAACAUAUCGCACUGUGGCGCAAAAACAAAUUAAUUUGGACUAUACAAACUGGUUACGAGUGUGUUUCACUAGCUUUUCAUCCAUUUGGCACUGCACUGGCUGCUGGCAGCACUGAGGGUCAUCUGCUUGUCAUCAAUUGUGAGAAUGGUUCCGUUAUGCUGACGUUGCGUGUCUGCGGCUCACCGCUGAACUGUGUAGCGUUCAAUCAAGUUGGCGACAUGAUCGCAAUGGGCUCGCAGAAUGGCAGCAUAUAUUUGUUCCGCGUAUCGCGCGACGGUUUCUCUUACAAGAAGGUGAAUAAAAUACGCGGCUCACAGCCACUCACACAUCUGGACUGGAGCAUGGAUGGCAAUUUCGUGCAAACGGUCACCAUUGACUUCGAUCUACUCUUCUGGGAUGCUAAGUCACUCUCGCCGGAGCGCAGUCCCAUUGCUAUGAAAGAUGUCAAAUGGUUGACUAGCAAUUGCACUGUUGGCUUUUUGGUGGCAGGCAUGUGGAGUAACCGUUACUACAGCAACAACAACACAAUUAUUGCCACCUGCAGUCGUUCGGCGGCGCAAGACAUGCUGGUGUCCGGUGAUGCCGAUGGCUAUCUGCGCAUUUUCAGAUAUCCCUGUAUUAGUCCACGUGCCGAAUUUCACGAAGCGAAAGUCUAUUCCGGUAUGCUGGCAUGUUCACGUUUUCUCUACGGCGAUCAGACUGUCGUUACAGUGGGCGGCACAGACGCCUCACUCAUGGUUUGGGAUCUCGUAGAAGAAUAACUGCAAUGGCCACCGUGGCGUACGACUGUCCAGCACUAUGAUGAAGCACGCGGCUACACUGACUAUUGGACGCGGCGGCGUUCGUCUAAUAAAUCUUCGACAAUAUUGGACAGCGACUCAAUUGAAUAUCAAUAAAUUUUCCCGCAAAACAACGGUGCAUAAGCAUGUGGAGCAUAAAGAAAAAUUUGUGGAAAAAUGCUUAGAAGUGCUCAUCGUUGUUGUCGUUGUUGUUGUCAUAUUCAUUAGUUCGCCCUUCCAUAUGUUGGUGUUGAACGUAGUGUCACUGCUGUAUUUGGACGCAGCUUCUAACGCCUUAAGCGAAAAUUUGCAUAACACAACGAAAUUGAGCGUUUACACUUUUGUUAAAAAUAUUAUUGAGAAUUAGUGAAAAAUCAACCAAAGUUAGAUAUUAUCAAAAAUUUAAAAUUAUAGCACUUAAAAUUACUAAUUAGGAUAAUUUGUCAACGGAAUAUGAAUAGCAAAUGAAAUUCUGCCAUUUUCCCGCUUUUGUUACGUUUCAGCGCCAUCUGUAUGUCAACUUGUAUGUGAGCUCAUAUUGGUUGCCAAAUAUGGCAAAUAUGCAGACAAAUUUUUAAACGAUAUUUAUUAUUUUUGCGCUAAGCUUAUAAUUUGAAAACAAGUUAUUUUGAAAAAAGUUUUUAAAAAAAAAUUAUUUUGAAAAAAAGUUAUUUUGAAAAAAAUUUUAUUAAAAAAAAUUAUUUUGAAAAAAAUAUUUUAAAAAAAAUAUUAUUUAAAAAAAAAAUAAAAAUGUGAAAGAUUUGAAAAUUUGAAAAUGUAUAUACAGUGAAAUAUUUCAUACGCGGACAGAACCUUUCUGUCCGGUUAAUAGAGCGCAUGGUUAAUGAAGAUGUCUGCUUAGUAGAGCGUCCAUUUAACAGAGCUUUCACUGUAUAUAUUUUGAAAAAAAAAUUUAUUUAAAAAAAAAAUUUAUUAUGAAUAAAUAUUAUUUAUUAUAAAAAAAUUUUUUUUUAUGGAAAAAUCUUAAUUUGGAAAGAAAAUUAUAUUAUUUUGAGAGAUACAUUUAGAAAAAAUAUUUUUUUUAAACAAAAUUUGUAAAAAAUAUUUUUGAAAUUUAUCUUUAAUUAUUUGAUAAAAUUAAUAACAAGUUUCUUUUAAAGGCAAAUUAAUCUUCCACGAAUGAAGGAAAAUUCAAUUCUAAAAACAAAUAUUGUCAACUUCCGAAAAUUGCUUCCAUUCCAGUUUAUCAAAACUUCCAAGAACCUGUUAAUUUAAAUUGUUAUAAUUAAAAAAAAAAAUUAUAAACUUUCGAAACUAGCUUCCCAUUAACAAAACUUCCAAGAAUAUUUUAAUUUUGUUACUAGUUUUAUUAUAUUUAUAUUUUAUUAAAAUAUAUUUGAACCGCUUAAUAUAUAUUUUUUUUUUUUUUUUUUUGCACUAAAUAUUAAGCAUUGUUAAAUAAAUUAUACGCAGAGCUGCUUCCAACUUACACACAGUCUAAAUUUCUCCUAACCAUAUAGACUAUACGGCUGUAUAGAGCUACUUUUCCUGUAACAGACUUAAGCCACUGGUGGAUACUUAAUGAUUUCAUAUUGUAGUUAUAAAACAACAUAAAAAAUGUUAACUUGUGAAAAGUAAACAGCAUUUUUGAAAAUUCAUAAGAUAUCAUAAUAAACAUAACUGUUCUUCUUUUAUACUCAUCUUAUAUUUCAAUUUUAUCAUUUUUUAUUUUAAUUAUUAUUAAUUAUUUCAUUUAGAACUUAUUAAUAUUUUUUCUGUAGUGAAUUUCACAUUAUUUUCUAUAUAAAAUGAUAACUGUAAAAAACGAAGUGCCUUGUUUGUUUAAGUAAAUAAAUAAAGUACGGUUAUAACCAAUUGCACUUAAUAUGACGCAUUUUUGAAAGUUAUUAUAAAAUAUUAUAAUAAAACAAA